This is a messenger RNA of Staurois parvus, 335 nucleotides long. Lineage: Eukaryota; Metazoa; Chordata; Amphibia; Anura; Ranidae. The record is from the annotation of a GenBank genome assembly.
AUACUUAUCUGCUGUGUGCAGUGGUUUUGCACAGAGCAGCCUGGAUCCUCUUUUUCUUGGGUCCCCCACAGGCUCUCCUUGCCCCUCCCUUUUGUCGGGUGCCCCACAACAAGCAGCUUUCUAUGGGGGCACCCACUGCUCCGUGUGUCCAUUCACUCACUAGUGGCAGCGCAGCAUUCAUUUAUGUCCAGUACAUAUCGCUGGAUUCAGAGGGGGCUUAGGUGAGUAUAAGGGGGGACUGGGGGGGAUGCUGCACACAGAAGGUUGUUUACCUUCAUGCAUAGAAUGCAUGAAGGUAAAAUACCUUGAGCCUUUGGAACCACUUUAAGGCAUGC